UUCCAAGGGGGAGACGGGCAGUGAAGGGACCACAAGGACCCGCUAACGCCUGGCAGUGUGCAGGAAGACGAGGGCAAGCCAAGGCUGAAGGAGCCCCGCUCUGCCCACAGGCGAUGGCAGCCACAGUGACGGACUCUGGUAGUGUGAGGAUCAUCACGGAGGUCAUCCCAGCCACAGACUCCCCAGCAGCCCAGCAGGCCUCCAGCUCCAGGCCAACUGCACCUGCCACCUCGUCCUUCCAAGUCCACAGCUUCAGAAGGGCUCAGCCCAAGGCACUGGGGGCCAUCCACAUUGUCACUGGAAUCAUACACUUCUGCUGUGGGAUCAUUCUGACCGUGGUAGAGCAUGAGAUCCCUUCCAUCACUGUGGCCAGUGGGGUCCUCUUCUGGCUUGGGCUCCUGCUCCUGGUCACAGGGUCUCUGCUGGUGGAAAGUGGAAAAAGAGAGAACAUCCUGCUGGUGAAGAUCUGCUGCAUCUUCAGCGCUGGGAUCAUUCUGAGCACCCUGGUGGCCACCAUUGUCCAUGCCAAGACUAUUACUGCAAGCCUUCCCGGGUGCGAGCACAACUGGCCUCACCAGCUGAGAGAAGAAAGGUGCUUCAACAUUGACAGAAAGACCCUGAGCAAUGGCUUGAACUUGGUGUUCGUCAUCUUUUGCCUCCUGGAGUUCUGCACAGCGGUAGCAGCCCUGACGUUUGGUUAUGGUGCCAUCAAGCAGCACAACUACAGGCGCGUGGUGUUGUAAGGACAGCAGAGCCGGUGUCCUUCCCCGCCAGGCCAACAGGGACGUGGCUACCCACCCCCAUCGUCCCCCCGCCACGCCAGCAUCUUGGGGCCACAGAAGCGGCUG
Messenger RNA from Struthio camelus australis, 848 nucleotides. RefSeq names its product membrane-spanning 4-domains subfamily A member 15-like. The record is from RefSeq and is a predicted model, not a curated record. Gene Ontology annotation, cellular component: membrane. NCBI's taxonomy places the organism in Eukaryota, Metazoa, Chordata, Aves, Struthioniformes, Struthionidae.